Molecule: messenger RNA, 4725 nt
Organism: Centropristis striata (black sea bass)
Lineage: Eukaryota; Metazoa; Chordata; Actinopteri; Perciformes; Serranidae
Product: ras-specific guanine nucleotide-releasing factor 2
Exons: 29
Coding region: 378-4274 (1298 amino acids)
Biological process (GO): positive regulation of GTPase activity; Ras protein signal transduction
Cellular component (GO): plasma membrane
Molecular function (GO): protein binding; guanyl-nucleotide exchange factor activity
Source: RefSeq, a predicted model, not a curated record
UAACCACUGUCAAAGCCGAUUACAGUUUAUCGGGUCUGUGAUUCUGUCACUGUCUGUCCACUUCAGGGUUCUCCCCUUUGUGAACGACACGCCUCUCGCGUUUGUUUGUUUGUUUGUUGUUUGUUUAUAAAAGCGUGUUUUAUUGGAUGAGCAGCAUGGAUUUAUUCUAGUGCUUGUGGGACUCGGGCAUCUUUACUAUGAGUUCCUCUGCAGACGCGCUCCCAUCAGCGGGGCAACUUUUUGGUGCGCCUCGGCACCGCUGAGCCGCGCGCGUCUCUCGGUGGGAAAGUUCACACGCAACCCCCGGCGAACAUGGGCUCGCGGUGAAAGCUUCUGCCGCCCCACUUUCUUCUCUCUCCUCCAAACCGUACGACAAAAUGCAGAAGAGCGUCCGCUGCAACGAAGGGCACGCACUGUUUCUGUCGGCGGUUGCGCGUAAAGAGGGGACUAAACGCGGCUACCUGAGCAAGAAGACUGCGGAGAACAGCCGAUGGCACGAGAAGUUCUUCGCCCUCUACCAGAAUGUGCUGUUCUACUCCGAGAACGAGCAGAGCGCGAGACCUGCCGGGAUUUACCUGUUGGAAGGAUGCACCUGCGAGCGCACGCCGGCGCCCAAGAUGUCCACUACUGGGAGGGAAGCGCUGGAGAAACAGUUCUACUUUCUCAUCGUGUUCGGUCACGACGGACAGAAGCCUCUGGAGCUGCGGACAGAGGAGGAGAGUGAGUGUGAUGAAUGGGUGGAGGCCAUCCAGCGGGCAAGUUACUCUGAAAUAAUCAUUGAACGAGAGGUGCUGCGGCAGAAAUACAUCCACCUUGUACAGAUAGUGGAGACUGAGAAGGUGGCCAACAAUCAGCUGCGCACCCAGCUGGAAGAUCAGGACACCGAGAUCGAGAGGCUCAAAGCAGAGAUUAUAGCUCUGAACAAAACUAAGGAGCGAAUGCGGCCUUACCAUGUCAACAAUGAAAAUGAAGACCCGGAUAUCAAAAAGAUCAAAAAGGUACAAAGUUUCAUGCGGGGAUGGCUCUGUCGGAGGAAGUGGAAGAUCAUUGUUCAGGACUACAUCUGCUCUCCUCAUGCUGAGAGCAUGAGGAAGAGGAACCAGAUCGUCUUCAACAUGGUGGAGGCAGAGACAGUGUAUGUCCACCAGCUCUCCAUCCUGGUCAACUGUUUCCUCAGACCUCUGAGGAUGGCCGCCAGCUCCAAGAAACCCCCCAUCAGCCACAAUGACGUCAGCAGCAUCUUCCUCAACAGUGAGACCAUCAUGUUCCUACAUGAGAUAUUCCAUCAAGGCUUGAAGGCGAGGAUAGCCAACUGGCCAACCCUGGUGCUGGCUGACCUAUUUGACAUCCUGCUGCCAAUGCUGAACAUCUAUCAGGAGUUUGUGCGUAACCAUCAGUACAGCCUGCAGGUUUUGGCCAACUGUAAGCAGAACAGAGACUUUGACAAGCUGCUGAAACAGUACGAGUCAAACGCCGCCUGUGAGGGAAGAAUGCUCGAGACUUUCCUCACGUACCCAAUGUUCCAGAUUCCUCGCUACAUCAUCACCUUGCAUGAGUUAUUGGCACACACGCCUCAUGAGCAUGUGGAGCGCAAAAGUCUUGAAUUCGCCAAGUCCAAACUAGAGGAACUGUCCAGAGUAAUGCAUGAUGAGGUGAGCGACACGGAGAACAUCCGGAAGAACUUAGCCAUAGAGAGGAUGAUAGUGGAGGGCUGUGACAUCCUGCUGGACACCAGCCAGACUUUCGUCAGGCAGGGCUCUCUGAUCCAGCUGCCGUCAGUGGAGCGAGGGAAGCUCAGUAAGGUCCGUCUGGGCGCUCUCUCUCUAAAGAAGGAAGGGGAACGCCAGUGCUUCCUCUUUACCAAGCACUUCCUUGUCUGCACACGCAGCUCUGGGGGAAAACUGCACCUUCUCAAGCAAGGUGGAGUUUUGUCCCUGAUUGACUGCACACUCAUAGAGGAACCAGAUGCCAGCGACGAGGAGUCUAAAGCUGGUGGUCAGGUAUUUGGUCAGCUGGACUUUAAGCUCGUAGUAGAGCCAUCAGACACACCUCCAUUCACUGUGGUGUUACUGGCACCAUCACGACAAGAGAAGGCCGCAUGGACCAGUGAUAUCAGCCAGUGUAUAGAUAAUAUCCGCUGUAAUGGCUUGAUGACCAGUGUAUUUGAGGAGAACUCUAAAGUUACGGUGCCUCAUAUGAUCAAAUCCGAUGUGCGUCUCCAUAAAGAUGAUGUUGACAUUUGCUUCAGCAAGACGCUCAACUCCUGCAAGGUCCCCCAGAUCCGCUAUGCCAGCGUGGAGCGGCUGCUUGAGAGGCUGACUGACCUGCGCUUCCUCUCCAUAGACUUCCUCAACACCUUCCUGCACACAUACAGGAUUUUCAGCACGGCAGCUGUGGUCAUGGACAAACUGGCCGACAUCUACAAGAAGCCCUUCUCCUCCAUACCUAUCAGGGUGCGGUACCACUCAUUUGACCGUCUGUCCAUCUCAUCCAUCUGUCCUGACUACAGUCUGAAGAUCAAGAAGAAAUCCAUGGAUCAGUCCAAGUCCUUGGAGCUGUUCUUUGCCACCAACCAGAACAACAGAGAACACACAAACGACAAAUCUCCUCGUCUCUGCCGCAAGUUCUCUUCUCCGCCUCCUCUGUCUAUCCCGUCCCGCACUUCCUCCCCUGUCCGAACACGAAAGCUUUCCCUCCACUCCCCCAUCACUGCCAGGGUCGGAGGCCUCGACCUCACCAGCCCUCUGUCAAACUCAAGCGUCAACCAUAACACUUCCCAGUCUGCUGCCAGUAGCCCCACAUCUGCCCACAGCCCCCACACCCCGACGCCUCAGACCCCGACUCCAACCACCUCCUCUCCUCCUCCUCCCUCUUCCACCUCUCCCCCACCCAACAAUUCCAAGCCAUCGCAGGACCAAGUAUCUCCCGUUGCCUCGUCCCCAGACCAAAGUCCUGGCUCGACUGCAGAGGGGGAGGAGGUGCCCAAGAUGGACCCCUUCUGUGGCAAACUGAGGAGGAGCAUUCGCAGAGCUGUGCUGGAGUCGGUGUCACUGGAGAAAAUCAUCCCAGAGUCUCCUCAGAGCAGUGAAGCAGGAGACAUGUCUCCAAGUCGCUCCCCUUCCACGCCUCGACACCUCCGCUACAGACAGCCUGGAGUCCAGUCAGGGGAGAACUCACGCUGCUCAGUCUCUCCUGCUUCAGCGUUUGCUAUCGCCACAGCAGCAGCAGGACAUGGUUCGCCACCAGUGUUUACUAACUCUGAAAGAACUUGUGAUAAAGAGUUCAUCAUCCGCCGAGCUGCGACUAACAGAGUCCUCAACGUGCUGCGGCACUGGGUUUCCAAACACUCGCAGGACUUUGAGAUGAACGGAGAGCUGAAGAAGUCAGUGAUAUAUCUCCUGGAGGAGGUGAUUCGAGAUCCAGACCUUCUGCCUCAGGAGAGAAAAGCUACUGGAAACAUAUUGAGUGCCCUUUCUCAGGACGAGCAGGACGACGCCCAGCUGAGGAUAGAGGACAUCUUACACAUGGCGGACUGUCCGAAGGCAGAGUAUUUCGAGUCUCUCUCAGCGAUGGAGCUGGCCGAGCAGAUCACUCUUCUGGAUCACAUCGUCUUCAGGAGCAUCCCCUAUGAAGAGUUCCUGGGGCAGGGCUGGAUGAAGGUUGAUAAGACAGACAGGACGCCAUACAUCAUGAAAACUACUCAACAUUUCAAUGAUAUGAGUAACUUGGUGGCAUCUCAGAUUAUGACCCACACUGACGUGGGCUCGAGGGCCAACUCCAUAGAGAAGUGGAUUGCUGUGGCGGACAUCUGCCGCUGUCUCAACAACUACAAUGGAGUUCUGGAGAUCACAUCUGCGCUCAAUCGCAGUGCCAUCUACCGUUUGAAGAAGACCUGGGCUAAAGUCAGCAAACAGACUAAAGCCCUGAUGGACAAACUGCAGAAGACUGUGUCCUCUGAGGGAAGGUUUAAAAAUCUGAGGGAGACCCUGAAAAACUGCAACCCUCCAAGUGUGCCAUACCUGGGAAUGUAUCUCACAGAUCUGGCCUUUAUUGAGGAGGGAACGCCCAAUUUUACUGAGGAAGGUCUUGUUAACUUCUCCAAAAUGAGGAUGAUAUCCCACAUCAUCAGAGAGAUCCGACAGUUUCAACAGACUCCAUACAGAGUAGAGCAUCAACCCAAGGUGACCCAGUACCUUAUGGAUAAGACUCCCGUCAUGGAUGAAGAGACACUCUAUGAUCUCUCACUGAAGAUCGAGCCCAGGCUUCCUGCCUGAGUUGCAGCUGUUUGUGGCCAGUGGGAGCCUGCCUAACCUGGACCCCCAAAGGGCAACACGCCCAAGUAAUCUCAUCAAUCAAGAGGAAGUUUUGAGAGCAACGUUGAAAUGAAAAUAAGAGAGAUACUGACUGAAGUAAGAGAUAUCUUUAGAGUCAAGUAUGAGGACAGUUGAACAAGCUUUUACAAGAGACUGAGGAGAGGACAGGCUGAAAAUGUCUAAGCUUUGAUUGUCUUCAAGAAGAACAAAAGGAAAAAGUUGCAUUGUGUGAGGGUUUUGAGGAAAUGAUAUGUCGCUGUGUGCGCUCAUCAUUCCUCAGUCGUGAGUGUGGUGCACAUGACAUCACACUUCCUUAGACAGCCUGAGAGUGCAGGAAAGGCUGAAAUACAGUGGAUGUAACAGAGAUGUAGCAUAUACAGAUAGUGUGACAGAGAGAUGUCUGAGCUUGUGU